Molecule: messenger RNA, 8624 nt
Organism: Pararge aegeria (speckled wood butterfly)
Lineage: Eukaryota; Metazoa; Arthropoda; Insecta; Lepidoptera; Nymphalidae
Gene: Nf1
Product: neurofibromin
Exons: 66
Coding region: 117-8534 (2805 amino acids)
Biological process (GO): regulation of GTPase activity
Source: RefSeq, a predicted model, not a curated record
UACUAAAAUGUUAAGUGACCGAAAAUCAAUAAUUAAUCUGUGACCGAAAAUUGAAGAUGUUAAACAGAAUACUUGUAUUGUUUAUUUAUUUACAAAAUACAUAAAAUACAUUAAAAAUGGGUACCCAGAAACCUGGAGAAUGGGCUACCACGCUUAUAGCACGGUUUGAGGAGCAAUUGCCAUAUAAAACAGGAGCGCAGAAUCUCCAUUCUCGCAUAAAUGAGGAACAGUGCAAAGCAUGUUUAGUACAGAUUAGUCGACAUCGCUUCUCGCUUGUUAUUGCAGGCCUCACGAAAAUCCUGCAAAGGGUUAAUGAAUUGUAUCAACCACCAGUGGUUUACAUAAGCCGUCCGCAGGCUGAGCCAGAAAAGGGGUACCAUGACAGUUUAGUGAUAGUGCUAGACACAUUAGAGAUAUGUUUAAGCUCCCAGCCCAAAGACACUGCAAAAUAUGAUGAAGCAAUGAAUGUGAAGAUAUUGUUGAGAGAAGUGUGCCAGUUUAUUGAUCUCCGCAAUGAAACUAACUUAAACAACACCCUGCUGCGACAGUUGGCUAGUAAAGUAUUGUUUGCCCUCAGUCUCAACUUUUUCAAUGCAGUUUUCAACAGAAUAAGUGCCCGUUUACAGGAACUCGCAUCUAGCUCAGAAGAAAACCCCGAUUAUACAGAUAUAGAGUUAAUACAACAUGUUAAUGUUGACAUAUUGAGGCUUGUGCGAUUGCUCACAGAGUCUAUACAAAAGUUUAAGUUGUUAAGGAAAUCUGCGCAUAUAGUGCUUGUGGUGUCCCUAGAGAAAGCUGUAUGGAAUUGGAUGGACACAUAUCCCCAGGAAUUCGCAGAAGUACAAAGUCGGCCUAAUGACGAACUUAGCAAAUGUUGCGACACUUUGUUUGAUAUUCUACAGGACAGCUUUUCUGAUAACAAAAAAUCACGGGUCGCUAUGUGGCCCCUGCAGAUUAUGUUGCUUGUUUUAAACCCCAAAGUUUUAGAAGAAAUAGUGAACGCGGAUACCGGAGCUCCUUGCAGUCCGCGGCAUACUAAGAAAAAACAUUUCAUCGAUUCGGUCAAACGUGGUUUGAGUCCCCACAACAACUCGAAGCAAAUGACUGAAGCAGCUAUAGUGACAUGUGUAAAGCUCUGCAAAGCGUCCACUUACCUCAACAUUGCAGACUCCGGCAAUGUGACUUUCGUGCUCGUCAAAUGUGUCAUCAACGAUCUUAAGGGUCUGUUGUUCAACCCGAACAAACCAUACGCCCGGGGUGCCCUGACCCCCGGCUAUUCGGAACUUGACCUCCUGAGCGACUGUUUCGUAUCGCUCUUCCGCAUAAUGCCUCAUUCAAACGACGCGUUGAAAACCUGCCUGAAUCUCAAUACGCACAUCUCCUACCACUAUAUCAUCGUUAAUUCUUUACUCAGGAUAAUAAAACAGCCCCGAUUACAAUGGUGGCCACAAAUAGAGCUUCUUUAUCCCAGAGCAGCUGAACUCAGAGCUAUGUUCACGGACACCUUGAAUAAAGCAACUCAAGGCUAUAUUGUUCACACACCCCUACGUAUGAUAUCGCUAUCGCUCAAAUCCAAGGAGGUUCAGUCGAAAUUCAAUAAAUCUGAAGAAAUGCCAGCGUAUCGACACCUACUUAUGCUGCUUGUGAAGUUGAUACACGCAGAUCCCAUGUUGAUGUUGAGUAAUCCAGGACGUUCUGGGCUUGAAAUCCAAUCGUCCACAACAGAACUGAUAAACGGCCUAGUAUCAUUGGUACACCACACAGGAAUGGGAGAAAUAUCACAAGAAGCUAUGGAUGCAUUACUGGCAUUGCACAGACCUGAUAGGGUCCAUAUGUGGAACCCAGAAGCGCCUUUGAAUACAUUCUGGGAUAUAAGUUCUCAGGUCCUAUACAACAUCAGCCAGAAACUUAUACAGCGUCAAAUAAACAACUAUCGGGAAGUAUUGAGAUGGUUAAGGGACGUGUUAACGUGCAGGAACGAAUAUCUUGCAAAGCACAAAGAAUACGCUAACGUCGGCUCGCAGAUACCUAUUUGCAAACAAGCGCACAUAAAACUUGAGGUGGUGUUCUUCAUGUGUCUCUGGUCGAUAGAUACUGAAGCUGUGUUGGUCGCGAUGUCUUGUUUCGCACUGCUCUGCCAAGAGGCUGACAUACGCUGCGGCUCCGAUGAUCUCUCUGCACACUGCUUGCUGCCAAACUACGCGGUCUUUCAGGAGAUCGCGCAUACUUCAACCGUGCUAACAACUGCAGCCAAUCAGGAUGUAGGGAAGGGCUGUUUCUACAAAAAUAUUCACAGUUCAGCUGGACUCCAAAAACGUAUAAUGGCUUUGCUAAGAAAGAUUGAACACUGUGUGAACGGCGUGCAACCGGUUUGGGAAGAAACUUUUCGAUGUUGGGACUCCAUAUGCAAACUACUGCAGAAGUAUCCCAAAGGUUUGGGCGGCCCUGACGAACCCCCAGAGCCUUUACACCGCACCGCUGCUAAACGACGGGUAUCACAUCACACCAGUACCGAGCUGGACUUUGAGAUGCAAAUCCAAGAAUGGGCAAACAUUACAUCGUUUCUCUGCGCCCUUGGAGGGGUGUGCCUUCAGAGAAAACCUACACCGAUGUGGACACAAAUACUUACCAACGAUGUGAAAAAAUAUAACGUCCUGGCGAAUAGUACUCAAGAUGUCCAAUAUUGCCCUGUAACUCAAUUCAUCGGCCAACUGCUCAGAUUACUCCUCUGCAGCAAUGAACGUUUCGGUGCUCAGAUACAGAAAAACCUGAAGGAGUUAGUGGGAAACGAAAUGUCACCAGCUCUCUAUCCAAUACUCUUCGACCAAAUAAAGGCUAUUGUUGACAAGUUUUUCGAUCAGCAGCAACAGGUGAUGUUAACAGACAUUAACACCCAAUUCGUGGAACAUACCAUUUUCAUUAUGAAAAGUAUAUUGGAUAACAAGAGCAACGAUCAGCCGUGCGAACACCUGAGUACUACGUCCAUUGAGGGCUUGAUGUUGGCUAUCGUAAGGUAUGUCCGCCAUUUGGACAUGACCGUGCUCUCGGUUCAAAUAAAAACGAAACUGUGUCAAGUUAUCGAUGCUAUGAUGAGGAAACGCGAUGACCUAGCUUUCAGACAGGAAAUGAAAUUCCGCAACAAACUAGUGGAGUACGUGACAGACUGGGUGUUGGGUACAUCGCAUCAAAUCGCGCCGCCACUACGGGCUGAUGCGUCUUCAAUCACUAGGGAGCUGGAUCAGGCGUGUAUGGAGGCUGUAGCCGCUCUACUCAGAGGCCUGCCAUUGCAACCGGAGGAAUCUGACAGAGGGGAUCUAAUGGAGGCCAAGAGUCAACUGUUUCUGAAAUAUUUCUCCCUGUUCAUGAAUCUCCUCAACGACUGUAACGAAGUGGAGCUAAGUGAAGGUCCCGGCCGUCUAGAGGCGCUAAGAAACGCAACCAUACAAGCCAUGUCCAAUUUGCUCUCAGCUAAUAUCGAUUCGGGGUUGAUGCACAGCAUUGAUUUGGGAUAUCAUCGUGACCUUCAAACUCGUGCCGCGUUUAUGGAGGUGCUCACUAAAAUACUCCAGCAGGGCACGGAGUUCGAUACCCUCGCCGAAACUGUACUUGCCGAUCGCUUUGAACAGCUUGUGCAACUUGUUACUAUGAUAUCUGAUAAGGGUGAGUUGCCCAUCGCGAUGGCUUUAGCUCAUGUGGUGGGAUCCGCACAGAUGGACGAGUUAGCGCGGGUUCUCGUCUCGCUGUUUGACGCUAAGCAUUUACUGGCUCCACUGCUAUGGAAUAUUUUUUACCGAGAAGUUGAAGUUUGUGCCGUAUCGGACUGUAUGCAGACGCUAUUUCGCGGCAACUCCUUGGGCAGUAAAAUAAUGGCGUUCUGCUUCAAGAUAUACGGCUACGGCUACCUACACAAUUUGUUAGAGCCCUUGAUAAGUGCGCUCUUGGAACAAGCUGACUGUAACCCCAAUUUGAGCUUCGAGGUUGACCCGGCAAGAUUGGACGCCGGCCAGGACAUAGAAAUAAACAGGAACAACCUACGGGACCUCACUAGGGAGGUUUUUGAUCGUAUAGUUAACUCUGCAGAUAAAUUCCCAUCGCAGCUACGUAGCAUGUGUCAUUGCCUUUAUCAGGUACUCAGCAAGAGGUUUGUGCAGUUUCCGCAGACAAGUGUUGGUGCUGUGGGCACCGUUUUAUUCUUGCGUUAUAUUAAUCCGGCUAUAGUGUCUCCCCAAGAAAUGGGCAUAGUAAACCGCCCUAUACCUCCUCACAUCAAACGCGGGCUGAUGCUAAUGUCCAAGAUACUGCAGAACAUCGCUAACCACGUGGAGUUCUCCAAGGAGCAACACAUGUUGCCGUUCAAUGACUUCCUGAGAGAACAUUUUGAGGCUGGACGGAAGUUCUUCAUCGAAAUCGCGUCGGACUGCGAAACAGCCGAUCAGACUUCCGCUCAUAACCUGUCAUUCAUCAGCGAUGCUAACGUGCUGGCAUUGCAUCGACUGCUCUGGAACCAUCAAGAGAAGAUCGGCGACUAUCUGUCUUGCAGUCGGGACCAUAAAGCUGUGGGGAGACGACCAUUUGACAAAAUGGCUACACUUCUUGCGUACCUAGGUCCGCCGGAACAUAAACCCGUGGAAUCAGCCUCAAGUCUACUAUUCUCGUCGUACGCACGCUGGUCCUCCAUCGAUAUGUCGUCAACCAACUUCGAAGAGUUCAUAGUUAAACACAAUAUGCAUCAGAAGGAGGAAUUUAAGAGCAUCAAGAGUUUAAACAUCUUCUACCAGGCCGGUACUAGCAAGAUCGGCAACCCCGUGUUUUAUUUCAUCUCAAGAAGAUACAAGAUCAGUGAAGUAAAUGCGGAUCUGCUGAUAUACCAUGUCAUCCUGACAUUAAAGCCGUUUUGCCAUCAAGCAUUCGAGCUGGUGGUCGAUUUCACGCAUACGAAUUCUGAUAAUCGUUUUAGGACGGAUUUCCUUCAGAAAUGGUUCAGCGUGCUUCCAGAAGUGGCUUACGGCAACGUUCACACAUGCUACAUAUACAACUGCAACAGCUGGGUGCGCGAAUACACCAAGUUCCAUGAGGCCAUACUCACACCGCUGCGGGGAAAUAGAAAAAUUGUGUUCAUAGACACCAACUGUCGGCUUUCCGACUUUAUUGACCCGGAACAACAAAAGCUGCCCGGAGCGACUCUGUCCCUGGAAGAGGACCUUAAAGUGUUUAACAACGCUCUCAAAUUAUCGCAUAAGGAUACUAAGGUCGCAAUUAAGGUCGGACCGUCGGCUCUACAAAUAACGUCUAUAGAGAAAAGCAAAGUUCUAGGCUUACCAGUUCUACUGAAUGACGUUUACUACGCUUCGGAAAUUGAUGAGGUCUGUUUAGUAGACGACAAUCAGUUUUCGUUGUCGAUUAUCAACGAGCCUACGCCAUUGAGCUUCAUACACAACGACUGUGACAACAUUGUUCAGUCCAUCAUACAUAUACGGAAUAGAUGGGAGCUUAGUCAACCUGAUUCCGUGACAGUCCACCAGAAAAUCAGACCGAAAGAUGUACCUGGAACGCUUCUCAAUAUGGCCUUACUGAAUCUCGGUUCGUGUGACCCCACUUUACGUACUGCGGCAUACAACCAGCUUUGUGCGUUAACGGCUACAUUCCAUUUGAAGAUUGAGGGAACUUUGCUUGAAACAUCCGGGUUAUGCAUACCAUCCAAUAAUACUAUUUUUAUUAAAUCUGUGAGCGAAAAGCUAGCGCACAACGAACCACAUUUAACCCUCGAAUUCUUAGAGGAAUGUAUUCAGGGAUUUAGAGGUUCGACGAUAGAACUUAAACAUUUGUGCUUGGAAUAUAUGACUCCGUGGUUGGCGAAUUUAGUGAGAUUCUGCAAACCAUCAGAAGAAUCUCGUCGCAAAAAUCAAGUUGCACAAAUCCUCGAGAAGCUGAUCACCCUCACGAUCGAGGAGACGGAGAUGUACCCAUCAGUUCAAGCCAAGAUCUGGGGCUCCAUCGGCCAGGUGCCAGAACUCAUUGACAUGGUUUUGGAUAGUUUUAUUCAAAGAAGUGUUAAUUCUGGUCUGGGGUCUCCAAUGAUAGAAAUAAUGGCUGACACGGCUGUAGCACUCGCGUCAGCUAACGUGCAGCUGGUUUCGAAGAAAGUUAUUGGAAGGAUGUGCAGAGCCCUAUCCAAACUGCCUAGUAAUAUUCUUGGACCGGUCACAGCGGCCUCUGUGGUGGACAAAACGUGUCAUUCACCAACAGCGAUGCUGGAACAGCACAUGAUGUGGGAUGACAUCGCGAUACUCGCUAGAUACUUGUUGAUGUUGUCGUUCAACAACUGUCUUGACGUGACGCGCCACCUCCCGUAUCUGUUCCACACGGUCACGUUCCUGGUAUGUUCCGGUACGGUGUCCAUGCGUGCCGCUACGCACGGUCUGGUCAUCAACAUCAUACAUUCGUUAUGCACUUGCAGUUCACCGACAUUCGCCGGUUUUACAGAGGAGACCCAACGGUUACUAAUGUUGUCACUCGACGAGUUCGCUCUGCCGAAGUUCUACCAAAUGUUUGGAAUUUCCAAGGUCAAGUCAGCAGCCGUCACUGCUUUCAGGAGCCCUUAUAAUCGCCAUACGGCUGACUGGUACUCUGACUCGUAUACUUGCUCUGAGGGCAGCAUAGGGCCUUUGACCGCUGGAAUACCUUGUGUUGCGGGAGUGGGGGGCCACAUCGGACUGGCUCCGGGAUCGCAGUCCGACCGUGAACGUCUGCCAUUACAGUCGCUUGAGAUAAUCGUGGACGCACUACUAGAGAUUAUGGAAGCGUGUAUGCGUGACGUACCCACUUGUGAUUGGUUGGAAACUUGGACUUCGUUGGCAAAAAGCUUUGCAUUCUGCUUCAAUCCGGCUUUGCAACCAAGAGCGCUCAUAGUUUUCGGUUGUAUAAGUAAAAACGUAACAGACGAUGACAUGAAACAACUCCUGCGCAUACUUGUAAAGGCAUUGGAAUCAUUAAACGACCUGGCGUUAUUAGAGGCGAUUAUAAUGUGCUUGACAAGAUUGCAGCCGCUUUUGUAUCCUGAAUCUCCAAUCCACAAAGCCUUAUUCUGGGUCGCAUUAUCUGUAUUGCAAUUGGAUGAACCUAUACUCUACGCGGCUGGUCUCGCUUUGAUGGAACAGAACUUGCAUACGUUGGACUCGCAGGGCGCUUUCGAUGACAAGCCAUUUGAACAAGUGAUGUUGGAAACUAGAGAACCAUUGGAAUGGCAUUUCAAACAACUGGAUCAUGCAGUUGGAUUGAGUUUCCGGUCAAACUUCCACUUCGCGCUGGUUGGUCACUUGUUGAAGGGUUUCCGGCACCCAGCUCCGGGAACCGUGUCGCGUACGUGCCGCGUGCUCGCGUCUCUGCUGUCGCUCGCGGCGCGGCCCAACCGGGACAAGUUCCAGCCCACCACGCGCACUGUUGCCUACCUUACUGCACUCGUAUGUGUAAGCGAAGAGGUCCGAUCUCGUUGCCACGUGAAGCACUCUCUACCGAAAUGGCUGCCUGACGACUGUGAUCAUUACUGCCCCGCGAUAGAACAUCAUCAGUCCUCAAUGCUUAUCCAGCCACAGUCCUCCCAUACAUCGUGUCACGGCCGAAGACAGAAAUCCUGGGACAUCCUGGAUCAAGCAGCCUUGUCUUCCAUGCUCCAUGGUGGUAAAUCUCCCACACUACAAUCCAGUAGCGGAAGUCACAGUCCGCAUCUCAUCUUAAUGUCCCACCAGGAUAUCGAAGGGCGUGCACACAGCGUUCAGCACGGGUCCGCGGGAGACGCGGCGAGGGAUUCAGACUUGGAAAGCGUUUUGGAUAGCGUAGAAGACGAGGGCCACGCUUCAUCGGGCAGCGUUGACGAAAGUGAACGACCAGCUUCAAAGUUAGUCGAUUAUCCUGAUAAUUCUACAAAGCAAAAUUCAACGGACAAGGAAACAAACAGUCCAGAAUGCAACUCUCUCUUGGAGCCAUCAGUUCUGGUCGACUUUACAACCCAGGCCCUCGUGUUGACAGUGUUGGCUACGUUGGUCAAAUAUACGACAGAUGAGGACGAAAUAAGGAUACUUUACCAGUAUCUUGCUGAAGGUUCAGUGGUGUUUCCGAAAGUGUUCCCAGUUAUCCACAGCCUACUGGAUAUGAAAAUAAAUCACGUGUUGCUGCACUGCCACGAUCAAGUCAUACUGAGCGCUGUGCAGAGUAUUAUUCAGAACAUGAUAGCGUCCGAGGACGCGAGCCAACAACAGCUGCACUAUAUGCAGAGCUGUGGCUUCGGGGGGCUAUGGCGAUUCGCUGGACCCUUUACUAAAAAUCAGUGCACAGCUGAGAGCAGUGAACUGUUCGUGAAUUGCCUGGAGGCGAUGGUGGAGACGUGCCUGCCUGGGGACGACCACGUGCGACCGCCGCCGCCGGACCCCGACCGCCCCGACCGACCAGACCUGCACGAGUUGGACCAUCUGUACCCUGGACCUGAGUUUAGCGUGUUGUCAAACUUGGUAGCAAGCGAUUUACGCACCGGUUGCUGAUACGGUGAAACACACAGACAGAAAAAACAAAACAUCAUGGCAACCCGCGCAACUAGUGUCCUCGUAUUUCUUUAGCCAAGUAACAUUGAU